AUGAACGGCGACACUUCUGACGUCCUGGCCGCCAGCGGCACCGAGCCGGCCACGGUCCCCAAGACCACAAAGGCCGCUCCGGAAGCCGGCUCUCCCCCCAGGCCCCGGGCCGGGAGCGUGGCCGGGGUGCUGGUGGAGGCCUCCGGCCAGGUCCUGAGCCUCUACACGGCCAUGAAGCAGGGCCUGCUGCCCGCCGAGCUCGGGCUGGCUCUGCUGGAGGCCCAGGCGGCCACCGGGGGCCUCGUGGACCCCGCGCAGGGCCAGCCGCUGCCCGUGUCCGCGGCCCUGCAGCAGGGCCUGGUGGGCCUGGAGCUGCGGGAGAAGCUGCUGGCCGCCGAGCGGGCGGUCACCGGCUACGCCGACCCCUACGGGGGCGAGAAGCUGUCCCUCUUCCAGGCCAUCGGGAAGGAGGUGGUGCCCCGGGCCCUGGGCUGGGGCUGGCUGGAGGCCCAGCUGGCCACGGGCGGCCUGGUGGACCCCGCCCUGGGCGUGCGGGUGGCCCCGGAGCCGGCCUGUCAGCAGGGCCUCCUGGACCGGGAGACGCAGCGCAGCCUGGCGGAGCGCGCCCCGGCCUUCCUGGACCCCAACACGCUGGAGCCGCUGAGCUACCGCGAGCUGCUGAGCCGGUGUGUGCCGGCGCCCGGCACGGGGCUGCCCCUGCUGCCGCUCAAGACCACCUUCCGCACGCUGGGCGGGGCGGCCAGCGUGGCCGAGCUGCUGGAGGCGGGCGUCCUGGACGAGGAGACCGCCCGGGGCCUGCGGGAGGGCCGGCUGGCCGUGCCCGACGUGAGCGCGCGCCCCGAGGUGCGGCGCUACCUGCAGGGCACCGGGGCCGUGGCGGGGGCCGUCCUGCUGCCCGCCGGCCGCAAGAGGAGCUUCUUCCAGGCCGUGGCCGCGCACCUGCUCCCGCUGGGCGCCGCGCUCCCGCUGCUCGAGGCCCAGGCCGCCACCGGCACGCUGGUGGACCCGGCCGGCGGCCAGCGGCUGAGUGUGGACGAGGCGGUGCGGGCGGGCCUGGUGGGCCCCGAGCUGCACGGGCAGCUCCUGGAGGCCGAGCAGGCGGUGACGGGCUUCCCCGACCCCUUCGGCGGCGCCCGCCUCCCCCUCUUCCAGGCCAUGAGGAAGGGGCUGGUGGACGAGGCCCUGGCGCUGCGGCUGCUGGAUGCGCAGCUGGCCACGGGCGGGCUGGUGUGCCCGGCCCGCAGGCUGCGGCUGCCCCUGGAGGCCGCCCUGCGCUUCGGCUGCCUGGAUGAGGAGACACAGCGGUGGCUCUCGGGGGCCGCCGGCUUCUCGGACCCCGGCACGCAGGAGAGCCUGGGCUACGGGCAGCUGCUGGCCCGCUGCGUCACCGACCCCGAGACCGGGCUGGCCUUCCUGCCCCUCCCCGGGGAGGCCCCGGGGGAGGAGCCGCGGGGACCCCCCUUCAUUGAGCACAGCACCCGGGAGGCCCUGCGCGCGGCCACCACCACGGUGCCCGCGGGCGCCUUCCGGGGCCGGCCCGUGUCCCUGUGGGAGCUGCUCUUCUCUGAAGCCGUGCCCGCCGGGCAGAGGGUGGUGCUGGCCCAGCAGUACCGGGCGGGGGCCCUGUCGGCGGAGGAGCUGGCCGCGGCGCUGAGGGCCACCCUGGAGCAGGCCGCGGCCGCCGCCAAGACCACCUUCUCAGGGCUGCGGGUGCCCGUGAGCCCGGGGGAGCUGCUGCAGGCGGAGAUCAUCGGGCCCGAGGUGUUCGAGCAGCUGGAACGCGGGCAGACCACGGCCCAGCACGUGGGCAGCCUGGACUCGGUGCAGCGGUACCUGCAGGGCACGGGCUGCAUUGCCGGCCUGCUGCUGCCUGGCUCUCAGGAGCGGCUGAGCAUCGAGGAGGCACAGAGGAAGGGGCUGCUCCGGCCGGGCACCGCCCUCAUCCUGCUGGAGGCCCAGGCGGCCACCGGCUUCAUCAUCGACCCCAAGGAGAACAAGAGGUACUCGGUGGAGGAGGCGCUGAGGGCCGGCGUCAUCGGGCCCGGCGUGUUCGCCAAGCUGCUGUCGGCGGAGCGGGCGGUCACCGGCUACACCGACCCCUACACCGGGGAGCAGAUCUCCCUCUUCCAGGCCAUGCAGAAGGAGCUGAUCGUGCGCGACCACGGCAUCCGCCUGCUGGAGGCCCAGAUCGCCACGGGCGGCAUCAUCGACCCCGUGCACAGCCACCGCGUGCCCGUGGACGUGGCCUACCAGCGCGGCUACUUCGACGAGGCCAUGAACCACGUCCUGGCCGACCCCGGCGACGACACCAAGGGCUUCUUCGACCCCAACACGCACGAGAACCUCACGUACCUGCAGCUGCUGGAGCGCUGUGUGCGCGACCCCGAGACCGGGCUGUUCCUGCUGCCGCUCAGCAGCGCCCAGCCCCCGCUGGCCGACGCGGCCACCCGGCGGGCCUUCCAGAACCUGCUGCUGCCCGGGCGGUACGGGCGGUUCCGGGGCCGGCGGGUGUCCGCGUGGGAGCUGCUCAACUCCGAGUGCGUGGGCGAGGCGCAGCGGCGGCGGCUCCUGCUCGGCGUCCGGCGGCGCGAGGUCUCCCUGGAGCAGGCGGCCGAGCGGCUGCAGAGGGCGGCGGCCAGGUGCGUGGACGUCACGCUGCCCGCCCUGCGCGGUCGGGCCACCGCCUUCCAGCUCCUGGAGGCCCGGGUCAUCGGCCAGGAGCUCCUGGACCAGCUGGCGGCGGGGACGCUCAGCCCCGAGUCCCUGCUCGGCCUGGACAGCGUGCGCACCUGCCUGCGUGGCUCGGGCGCCGUGGGCGGGGUGCUGCUGCCCGCCUCCAACCGCAGGCUCAGCCUCUACCAGGCCAUGAAGCAGCGGCUGCUGCCGCCCGGCAUGGCCCUGGCCCUGCUGGAGGCCCAGGCGGCCACCGGAGCCCUGACCGGCCCCGACGGCCGGGAGGCCGUGUCCGUGGAGGAGGCCGUGCGCCGGGGGCUGGUCGGGCCGGAGCUGUACGCCCGGCUGCGGCGGGCUGAGGGCGCCCUGACCGGCUUCCGGGACCCCUUCUCCGGGGAGCGGGUGUCCCUGUUCCAGGCCACGAAGAAGGGCCUCGUCCGGAAGGAGCACGCCGCCCGCCUGCUGGAGGCCCAGCUGGCCACGGGAGGCGUCAUCGACCCCACGGGCCACUUCCACCUGGCCCUGCCCGUGGCCGCCGAGCGCGGCUGCAUCGACCGGGAGACGGAGGCGGCCCUGACCGGCUCCGCGGAGACCUUCCCCGCGCUCGACGGCCCCGGCCACACCAGCUACGCCCGGCUCCUGGGGCAGUGCCAGAAGGACGAGGCAUCCGGCCUCUACCUGCUGCCCGUGCAGGAGGACGCGCCCGCCGGCCCCUCCGACCAGCAGCUGCGGGAGACCCUGCAGGCCACGCCGGGCGCGGAGGACGGGGCGUCGCUCUGGGAGCUGCUGGCCUCCUGCCACUUCACGGAGGAGCAGCGGCGGGCGUUCCUGGAGGGCGUGCAGGCGGGCGAGACCUCGGUGCCGCAGCUGCAGGCGGCCGUGCGCGGCUGGGUGCAGGCGGCCAAGCUCCGGGCGCAGGCCCGGGUCACCGUGCCCGGCCCCCGAGGCGAGGUCCCCGCGGUCUGGCUGCUGGACGCGGGCAUCAUCACCCAGGAGACCCUGACGGCGCUGACCCAGGGCACGCGGUCGCCCGCCGAGGUGGCCGAGGAGCCCGCGGUGAAGGCCUGCUUGUGGGGGACGGGGGGCGUGGCCGGCGUGCUGCUGCAGCCCUCGGGGACCAAGGCCAGCAUCGCCCAGGCCAUGCAGGACGGCCUGCUGCCCCCCGGCCUGGGGCAGAGCCUGCUGGAGGCCCAGGCCGCGUGCGGCUCCCUCGUGGACCCCCUGACCAGCCAGAGGCUGUCCGUGGAGGCCGCGGUCAAGGCUGGGCUGGUGAGCGGGGCGCUGAGCGAGCAGCUCCGGCAGGCGGAGCGGGCCGCGGCCGGCUACACCGACCCCUUCUCGGCGGGUCCCCUCUCGCUGUGGCAGGCCAUGGAGAAGGGGCUCGUGCCCCGGAAGGAGGGCCUGCCCCUCCUGCAGGCCCAGCUGGCCACGGGGGGUGCCGUGGACCCCGCCCACGGGGUGCGCCUCCCCCCGGCGGCGGCCUGCCGGCUGGGCCUCCUGGACGAGCCGACGCUCCAGGCGCUGACCGGGCCGGACGAGGACAGCCGGCUCUUCUAUGACCCCAGCCGGCGGGAGCGGGUGACCUACCAGGAGCUGAGGGAGCGCUGCCUGCUGGACGCGGACACGGGCCUGCGGCUGCUGCCCCUGCCCCAGGACGUGGCCCUGGAGGUGGACAAGCACACGGCUGUGGCCCUGCGGGCCAUGAAGGUGCCCGUCGGGGCCGGGCGGUUCAAGGGGCUGACCGUGUCGCUCUGGGACCUGCUGCACUCGGAGUACGUGGGCGCCGAGAAGCGGCGGGAGCUGGCGGCGCUCUGCCAGUCGGGCCGGGCCACGGCGCUGCGGCAGGUGGUGCAGGCGCUCACCGCGCUGGUGGAGGCGGCCGAGGCCCGGCCCGCGCAGGCCGUCUUCCGGGGGCUGCGCAAGCAGGUGUCGGCCGGCGACCUGUUCCGGUCCCAGGUGAUCGACCGGGAGACGCUGGACGCGCUGAGCCAGGGCACCCGGACGGCGCAGGAGGUGGCCGCCAUGGACAGCGUGCGGCCCUUCCUGGAAGGCGGCAACUUCAUCGCCGGGGUGCUGGUCCAGGCCACCCAGGAGCGCAUGAGCAUCUCGGAGGCGCUGGCCCGCGGCCUCCUGCGGCCGGGCACCGCCCUGGUGCUGCUGGAGGCCCAGGCCGCCACCGGCUUCCUCAUCGACCCCACGGAGAACCGGAAGCUGACGGUGGAGGAGGCCUUCGCCGCGGGCAUGUUCGGCAAGGAGACCUACCAGAAGCUGCUGUCGGCGGAGCGGGCGGUCACCGGCUACACCGACCCCUACACCGGGGAGCAGGUCUCCCUCUUCCAGGCCAUGCAGAAGGGGCUGAUCGUGCGCGACCACGGCAUCCGCCUGCUGGAGGCCCAGAUCGCCACGGGCGGCAUCAUCGACCCCGUGCACAGCCACCGCGUGCCCGUGGACGUGGCCUACCAGCGCGGCUACUUCGACGAGGCCAUGAGCCGCGUGCUGGCCGACCCCGGCGACGACACCAAGGGCUUCUUCGACCCCAACACGCACGAGAACCUCACGUACCUGCAGCUGCUGGAGCGCUGUGUGCGCGACCCCGAGACCGGGCUGUUCCUGCUGCAGAUCGUCAAGAAGGGAGAGGCGUACGCCUACGUGGACGAGGCCACCAGGCGGGCUCUGCGGGCGCAGACCGUGGCCAUGCGGGUCGGCCGGUUCGCCGGGCGGAGCGUCUCCCUCUGGGACCUGCUGUCGUCCCAGUACUUCUCGGAGGCGCGGCGGCAGGAGCUGGCCCAGCAGUGGCGCUCGGGGGCCCUGGACCUGCAGCAGCUGCUGGGCGUGGUCACGGCCACCGUGGAGGAAACCGAGGAGCGGCACCGGGCCGUCCGGGUGCCCGGGAUCGGCGGGGAGGUGACCGCCGCGGAGCUGUUCAACGCCGGCGUCAUCGACAGGGAGACGCUGGACGCGCAGCCGGGGGGCCAGGCCCUCCUGGCGCUGCCCCAGGUGCGGGCGGCCCUGGAGGGCAGCGGCUGCAUCGCCGGCGUGACCGUCCCCUCCACGCAGGAGGUGCUGAGCCUCUAUGAGGCCAGCGCGCGGGGCCUCGUGCCUGCGGGGUUCGCGGCUCAGCUGCUGGAGGCCCAGGCGGCCACGGGCUUCCUGCUGGACCCGCACAGCCACCGGAGGCUCUCGGUGGACGAGGCCGUGGCCGCCGGCCUGGUGGGCGAGGAGCUCCGGGAAAGGCUCCUGGACGCCGAGAAGGCCGCCAGAGGCUACGUGGACCCCGCCACAGGCGACACGGUCCCGCUGUCCCAGGCCGCGGACAGGAAGCUGGCCAGGCGGGAGGACGCCCUCCGGUGGCUGGAAGUGCAGGUGGCCACGGGCGGGGUGGUCGACCCGCGGCACCACCUCCGGGUUCCGCUGGCCACGGCCUACGAGCGCGGCUGCCUGCGCCGGGACGCCUACGCCCUCGUGUCCGACCAGAAGCUCAUGAACAAGAGGUUCGUGGACCCCAACACGCAGGAGAAGGUGACGUACCAGGAGCUGCAGAGGCGGAGCCGCCGGGAGGAGGGGCCGGGCUGGGCCCUGUUCCCCGUGGCCCGUGACGGCCAGGACGCCGCCUACGUGGACGAGGCCACGAGGAAGGCCCUGGAAGGCGAGCGGGUGGAGGUCCCGGUGGGCAGGUUCCGGGGGCGGCGGCCGUCCGUGUGGGAGCUGCUCAACUCGGAGUACGUGACGGAGGAGGAGAAGCUGGAGCUGGUGGGGAGCUACAAGCGCGACACGGCCCGGGCGCUGGGCACGGUGGCGCAGGCCGUCUCCGCGCUGAUCGAGGAGAAGGAGCGGAGCGCCAGGCAGCUGUGGUUCCGGGGCAUCCGGAGGCACAUCACCGCCAACGAGCUCUUCCAGGCGGCCAUCAUCACCCGGGAGACGCUGCAGCAGCUGGAGGCGGGGCGCAGCAGCGUGGAGGACGUGGGCCAGGACGCCAGCGUGAGGCGCUACCUGGAGGGCACGAGCUGCAUCGCGGGCGUGCUGGUGCCCGCCAGGGGCGAGCCGGGGCGGCGUGAGAAGAUGAGCGUCUACCAGGCCAUGUGGAAGGGCCACCUGCGGCCGGGCACCGCCCUGGUGCUGCUGGAGGCCCAGGCCGCCACCGGCUUCCUCAUCGACCCCGUGGGCAACCGGCGGCUGUCCGUGGACGAGGCCGUGGCCGCGGGCCUGGUGGGCGGCGAGAUCCGGGACAAGCUGCUGUCGGCGGAGCGGGCGGUCACCGGCUACACCGACCCCUACACCGGGGAGCAGAUCUCCCUCUUCCAGGCCAUGCAGAAGGAGCUGAUCGUGCGCGACCACGGCAUCCGCCUGCUGGAGGCCCAGAUCGCCACGGGUGGCAUCAUCGACCCCGUGCACAGCCACCGCGUGCCCGUGGACGUGGCCUACCAGCGCGGCUACUUCGACGAGGCCAUGAGCCGCGUGCUGGCCGACCCCGGCGACGACACCAAGGGCUUCUUCGACCCCAACACGCACGAGAACCUCACGUACCUGCAGCUGCUGCGCCGUUGUGUGCGCGACCCCGAGACCGGGCUGUUCAUGCUGCAGCUGGCCGGCCCGGGCUCCGCGGUGCGCCAGCUCAGCGAGGAGCUGCGCCGCGCCCUGCAGGACGUGCGCGUGGCGCUGCCCCCGGGCGCGGCCGGCGCCCAGGGCCGGGACGCCUCGGUGUGGGAGCUGCUCUUCUACCGGGAGGUGUCCGAGAGCCAGCGGCAGGACCUGCUGGCCGGGUUCCGGGCGGGCACGCUGACCGCGCAGGAGCUGGGCGCCAGGCUCGCCGCGCUGCUGGCCGGCGCCCAGGAAGAGGGCCCGCGCCCGGCCCCGGCCGACCCCCAGCAGGCGCUGAGCGCGGCCACCAUGGAGGUGAAGGUGGGCCGGCUGCGGGGCCCGGCCGUGCCCGUGUGGGACGUGCUGGAGUCCGACUACGUGAGCGCCAGCAGCAGGGAGCAGCUGCUGGCCCAGUUCCGCGCGGGGCGGCUGGGCCUGCCCGCGCUGACCCGCCGGCUGACCACCAUCCUCGAGGAGGCCGAGGGGCCCCCGAGCCCUGAGCACCCGCACGCCGACCCCCAGGCCGCCAGGCGCCUCCAGGAGCAGGCCCUGCGGGCGGCCACCAUGGAGGUGCAGGCCGGGCGGUUCCGAGGGCAGCCGGUGUCCGUGUGGGACGUCCUCACCUCCUCCUACCUGAGCCAGGCCCGCCGGGAGGAGCUGCUGGCCCAGCACGCGGCCGGCACCCUGGCCCUGCCGGGCCUGGUGGCCAUCCUCACCCAGGUGGUCACGGAGACCGAGGAGCGGCUCAGCAAGCUGUCCUUCCCGGGCCUGAGGCGCCAGGUGACCGCGUCCGAGCUGGGCGUGUCGCGGGUCCUGGACCCCGAGACGCUGCAGGGCCUGGCCCAGGGCACCCGCAGCCCCCAGGAGGUGAUGCAGAUGGACUCGGUCAAGCGCUACCUGGAGGGCACGAGCUGCAUCGCGGGCGUGCUGGUGCCCGCCAGGGGCGAGCCGGGGCGGCGUGAGAAGAUGAGCGUCUACCAGGCCAUGUGGAAGGGCCACCUGCGGCCGGGCACCGCCCUGGUGCUGCUGGAGGCCCAGGCCGCCACCGGCUUCCUCAUCGACCCCGUGGGCAACCGGCGGCUGUCCGUGGACGAGGCCGUGGCCGCGGGCCUGGUGGGCGGCGAGAUCCGGGACAAGCUGCUGUCGGCGGAGCGGGCGGUCACCGGCUACACCGACCCCUACACCGGGGAGCAGAUCUCCCUCUUCCAGGCCAUGCAGAAGGAGCUGAUCGUGCGCGACCACGGCAUCCGCCUGCUGGAGGCCCAGAUCGCCACGGGCGGCAUCAUCGACCCCGUGCACAGCCACCGCGUGCCCGUGGACGUGGCCUACCAGCGCGGCUACUUCGACGAGGCCAUGAGCCGCGUGCUGGCCGACCCCGGCGACGACACCAAGGGCUUCUUCGACCCCAACACGCACGAGAACCUCACGUACCUGCAGCUGCUGCGCCGUUGUGUGCGCGACCCCGAGACCGGGCUGUUCAUGCUGCAGCUGGCCGGCCCGGGCUCCGCGGUGCGCCAGCUCAGCGAGGAGCUGCGCCGCGCCCUGCAGGACGUGCGCGUGGCGCUGCCCCCGGGCGCGGCCGGCGCCCAGGGCCGGGACGCCUCGGUGUGGGAGCUGCUCUUCUACCGGGAGGUGUCCGAGAGCCAGCGGCAGGACCUGCUGGCCGGGUUCCGGGCGGGCACGCUGACCGCGCAGGAGCUGGGCGCCAGGCUCGCCGCGCUGCUGGCCGGCGCCCAGGAAGAGGGCCCGCGCCCGGCCCCGGCCGACCCCCAGCAGGCGCUGAGCGCGGCCACCAUGGAGGUGAAGGUGGGCCGGCUGCGGGGCCCGGCCGUGCCCGUGUGGGACGUGCUGGAGUCCGACUACGUGAGCGCCAGCAGCAGGGAGCAGCUGCUGGCCCAGUUCCGCGCGGGGCGGCUGGGCCUGCCCGCGCUGACCCGCCGGCUGACCACCAUCCUCGAGGAGGCCGAGGGGCCCCCGAGCCCUGAGCACCCGCACGCCGACCCCCAGGCCGCCAGGCGCCUCCAGGAGCAGGCCCUGCGGGCGGCCACCAUGGAGGUGCAGGCCGGGCGGUUCCGAGGGCAGCUGGUGUCCGUGUGGGACGUCCUCACCUCCUCCUACCUGAGCCAGGCCCGCCGGGAGGAGCUGCUGGCCCAGCACGCGGCCGGCACCCUGGCCCUGCCGGGCCUGGUGGCCAUCCUCACCCAGGUGGUCACGGAGACCGAGGAGCGGCUCAGCAAGCUGUCCUUCCCGGGCCUGAGGCGCCAGGUGACCGCGUCCGAGCUGGGCGUGUCGCGGGUCCUGGACCCCGAGACGCUGCAGGGCCUGGCCCAGGGCACCCGCAGCCCCCAGGAGGUGAUGCAGAUGGACUCGGUCAAGCGCUACCUGGAGGGCACGAGCUGCAUCGCGGGCGUGCUGGUGCCCGCCAGGGGCGAGCCGGGGCGGCGUGAGAAGAUGAGCGUCUACCAGGCCAUGUGGAAGGGCCACCUGCGGCCGGGCACCGCCCUGGUGCUGCUGGAGGCCCAGGCCGCCACCGGCUUCCUCAUCGACCCCGUGGGCAACCGGCGGCUGUCCGUGGACGAGGCCGUGGCCGCGGGCCUGGUGGGCGGCGAGAUCCGGGACAAGCUGCUGUCGGCGGAGCGGGCGGUCACCGGCUACACCGACCCCUACACCGGGGAGCAGAUCUCCCUCUUCCAGGCCAUGCAGAAGGAGCUGAUCGUGCGCGACCACGGCAUCCGCCUGCUGGAGGCCCAGAUCGCCACGGGCGGCAUCAUCGACCCCGUGCACAGCCACCGCGUGCCCGUGGACGUGGCCUACCAGCGCGGCUACUUCGACGAGGCCAUGAGCCGCGUGCUGGCCGACCCCGGCGACGACACCAAGGGCUUCUUCGACCCCAACACGCACGAGAACCUCACGUACCUGCAGCUGCUGCAGAAGGCUACUCGGGACCCUGAAACGGGCCUGCUGUUUCUCUCUCUGUCUUAA
Molecule: messenger RNA, 10194 nt
Organism: Pipistrellus nathusii (Nathusius's pipistrelle)
Lineage: Eukaryota; Metazoa; Chordata; Mammalia; Chiroptera; Vespertilionidae
Source: the annotation of a GenBank genome assembly